Molecule: messenger RNA, 2266 nt
Organism: Octodon degus (degu)
Lineage: Eukaryota; Metazoa; Chordata; Mammalia; Rodentia; Octodontidae
Gene: Amhr2
Product: anti-Mullerian hormone receptor type 2
Exons: 11
Coding region: 1-1629 (542 amino acids)
Biological process (GO): BMP signaling pathway; protein phosphorylation; cellular response to growth factor stimulus
Cellular component (GO): signaling receptor complex; plasma membrane
Molecular function (GO): ATP binding; transforming growth factor beta receptor activity
Source: RefSeq, a predicted model, not a curated record
AUGCUGGGGACACUGGGGCUUUGGACUUGGCUUCCUGCAGCUGUGCAAGCACCCCCAAACAGGCGGACCUGUGUGUUCUUUGAGGCCCCUGGAGUGCAGGGAAGCACAAAGACACUGGGGGAGCUGCUAGAUGCAGGAGCAGGGCCCCCCAGGGUUAUCCGCUGCCUCUACAGCCGCUGCUGCUUUGGGAUCUGGAACCUGACCCAAGGCCAGGCCCAGGUGGAGAUGCAAGGAUGCCGAGACAGUGACGAGCCAGGCUGUGAGUCCCUCCACUGUGACCCAAGACCCCGAGCCCACUCCAGCCCUGGUACUACUCUCUUCACCUGCUCCUGUGGCACUGACUUCUGCAAUGCCAAUUACAGCUACCUGCCUCCUCCAGGGAGCCUGGGGGCUUCUGGCCCCCAGGCCACCCCAGGUGAGUCCAUCUGGAUGGCGUUGGUGCUUCUUGGGCUGUUUCUCCUCCUCCUGCUGCUGGGCAGUGUUGCCUUGGCCCUACUCCAACGAAAGGUUCCCAGAGUACAAGGCGGCCCAGAGCCAGAGCCCGACUCAGACAGAGACUGGAGGAAAGAGCUGCCAGAGCUGCCCCAGCUGUGUUUUUCUCAGGUAAUCCAGGAAGGAGGUCAUGCAGUAGUAUGGACUGGGCAGCUGCAAGGUGAACUGGUAGCCAUCAAGGCCUUCCCUCCGAGAGCUGUGGCCCAGUUCCAGUCUGAGAGGGCAAUGUAUGAGCUGCCAGGUCUACAACAUGACCACAUUGUCCGUUUUAUCACUGCUGGCCAGGGAGGCCCUGGACCUCUGCCCUCUGGGCCCCUGCUGGUACUGGAACUAUACCCUAAGGGCUCUCUGUGUCACUUCUUGACCCAGAACACCAGUGACUGGGAAAGUUCCCUUAGGAUGGCACUGUCCCUGGCCAAGGGCCUGGCAUUUCUGCAUGAGGAGCGCUGGCAGCAUGGUCAAUAUAAACCUGGCAUUGCCCACCGUGAUCUGAGCAGCCAGAAUGUGCUCAUUCGGGAAGACAGGUCAUGCGCCAUUGGAGACUUGGGCCUUGCCUUAGUGCUCCCUGGCCUUUCCCAGCCUUCUGCCUGGGCUCCUGCACAACCUCGAGGUCCAGCAGCCAUCAUGGAGGCUGGCACCUACAGGUACAUGGCGCCAGAGCUCUUGGACAAGACUCUGGACUUGCAGGACUGGGGCACAGCCCUCCGGCGAGCAGAUGUUUAUUCUCUGGCUCUGCUCCUGUGGGAGAUCCUGAGCCGCUGCCCAGAUCUGAACCCUGACUGCAGGCUACCUCCCUUCCAACUGGCCUACGAGGCCGAACUGGGCAGUGCCCCCACCACCUGUGAGCUCUGGGCCUUGGCAGUAGAGGAGAGGAGGCGCCCCUACAUCCCAUCCACCUGGAGCUGCUCUACCAGGGACUCCAGUGGGCUGAGGGAACUCCUAGAGGACUGCUGGGAUGCAGACCCUGAAGCCCGGCUGACAGCUGAGUGUGUGCAGCAGCGCCUGGCCACCCUGACUCAUCCUCAGGAGGCUGAUUCCUUCCCGGAGGGCAGCUGUGCGUACGGCUGUGCUCCUCUCCCCCCAGAAGACUGUGCUUCUCCUCCUGCCCCUGAAACCUCCCUUUCAGGCCUUAGCUAAGUGCCUGCCACUCCAGUGUUCAGCAAGGCCUUAGCUCCAGUAAUCCCCAGCCUGUCAAUCCUCAUAUGUGAAUGCACAAUUUAUGUGGAAUCUGUGUACCUGCGAACGUAAAGGUGGUUAUCAUAUACUGUGUGGUCUGCCUUACCAUGGCUUUUCCACUCACCAUAUCCUAGGUUUCUUCUGUGGUGUCAAGUCCACCAUGGUUCUGACCAGUAGGUAGGGGUUGCAUGCAUAGGAAAGAGAAUAAAGUCAGCUUUCCUGACCCAUGUUCUUGGCUUUCCACCAUUCCUGUGACCCUAGGCCCUCCUCACUCUUCCCUGCUCCCCAGCAUUCAGAUGGAGGGAUCGAGGGAUCUCCUGCUGGGCACUGGAGAAAAAAAAAUGAACACAAUUAAGCUACUGGACCUGCAACUCACAUUUUGAGGUCCUGUGCAGUGUGAGGGGGAGCCCAGCGUUGGAGGUGUGAGCUGGCUUGUGACUACUCUGCAGUUUCCCAAGAAACUCCUAGGGCAGCAGGGAGUCCAUAGCUUCCUGGGAUGCGAGUGGAGGAAGGGGGGAGCACUAUGCAGUGCGAGAAGAGAUCCCAAAUAAGCUGGGUAGCAAAAAUGAAAGGUACAUAGUGGAAGAGAGGAAAGGAU